CGCGUACACUACUACGUACAAUCAGUUCGAUGCAGCAUGCCUACGAUUUAUCUCAUCGUCUAUCGACCAGAGUAGUAUAUGUAAUGAUUCGCGGUAAUUGAGAUUCAAUAAAAUCGUACACUCGAAUUCGAACGAAUUUUAAUGAAACGCGAACCAAUCAAGAAAUUCUUAGUCAGCAUCGACGGCCGUGCCGCGUUGCGUGGAUCUCGUAAUUGCAAAACGGUGUCCUCAAAACGAAAUGCAGGCAGCGGAAAAUCCGUAUAUAAAAGGAAAAUCGGUUCGGUGGAUCGUCAAUCGAAGUUUCGAAGCGGUCGAAACGAUGAAGUCGUACGCGUGUUUUCUGUACUUGUCUCUGGUGGUCGCCACCGUGAUCGAAGCCGGUCCUACGCCCAGGGCAAUCGAGUCCCUGGACAAGAGCGAAGUGGACACCGCGAAGGAGAACCUGCAAAUAGAGGAGAUCGGUGAGGAGAAGGACAGGUCAAAAAAAGCGGUGGUUUGUUAUCAGCUGGAGCCGCAAGAGAAUCAUCUGGCCCCGCUGACGAUUCCUCAGCAAGUGCCGUUUAACGUGAUUCAACCUCAGACGAGUUUCGUCGUGCCCCAACAAACGGGGCAACAGAUGGUGGUUCCUCAGUCGUUUCCUUUUCAACCGAUUCACACCUUGCAAGUCGUCCAGCCUGUUCCCGUCCAGCCGUGCACCUCGUCCAUAAACGUGAUCCAAACCCUUCCCGAGGGAAACGCCGCCGCUCAAAAGGUCGAGACGCCGAGACCGACGCCGAGCCCCGAGAUAGAGACGAUCACCGAGAGACCGGUUCCGAUGAGAAUCGAAAGGCCCCUGCCACCGCCUCGUGAAUCUUACGCGGUACUACCGAUGAUGUCGUAUCAAUAUUCGGAACCGGUGUCGACGAUGUCCGACGCGUGCACCGAUCCCCUUCACGGGCUUCAAUGCACCUGUAGACAGGUCCAGCCAAUGUCCAUGAUGUCGGUGAUGCCGUAUUCCUCGGCCUACGCCAGAUCCUCGAUGCCGAUGCCGAUGCUCCCGAGCAGAGCGAGAGCCCAGGGACCGCAGCCCAGAAAGAAGACCUACAUCAACAUAAACCUCCCGCAGGGUUACAGCUACUACCAACAACCGCAAAAUAUGCAACAACCGCAACACGUGCAUCAGACGGUGAACCAAGAGAUGUACGUGAACGGAGCCGACCUGAGUGCGUACAGUACCGGGGGAAUCUCUAUGAGCGCCCAACCGCGCUCUUACAGGAGCAGCGACCAGUCCGCUGAUCGAGUUCCGAUGAAUUCUCUGAGUACACAGGACGACCUGGCCGGCGAGAACCUUGUCGGAGCGGACGAACUCGUCCCGAGGAACAAAUCGCCCCGCGAGAUCGAUUCCAGCCAACUGUCACCGGAGCGGAUCGAACGGGAGGAGGGUCAAGUUGCCACGAUCGAUGGUAAACGCGAUACGAGAAGCGACGGACGGGAAGCGACGCUGAGGAAGAAACAGUGAUGAGAAAGUAAAUGGCGAGGAGGAACGAUAGUUUUAGAGUAUA
Messenger RNA from Ceratina calcarata, 1541 nucleotides. RefSeq lists its product as uncharacterized. The coding region runs from base 239 to 1498 and encodes 419 amino acids. Lineage: Eukaryota; Metazoa; Arthropoda; Insecta; Hymenoptera; Apidae. The transcript has 2 exons. The record is from RefSeq and is a predicted model, not a curated record.